This is a messenger RNA of Puntigrus tetrazona (Sumatra barb), 4637 nucleotides long. It is a transcript of the gene fam171a1, whose product is annotated as family with sequence similarity 171 member A1. The record is from RefSeq and is a predicted model, not a curated record. Gene Ontology annotation, cellular component: plasma membrane. The coding region runs from base 355 to 3036 and encodes 893 amino acids. Gene Ontology annotation, biological process: regulation of cell shape; stress fiber assembly. The transcript is spliced from 8 exons. NCBI's taxonomy places the organism in Eukaryota, Metazoa, Chordata, Actinopteri, Cypriniformes, Cyprinidae.
UGAAAUCAAAAAGCUUGACAGCCGCGAGGUAAUCGACAGUACUGGGCAGGAGGUGGCGGUCUGGUCCUUCUUUCUGUAGGACAAACCAGCGCCAUCUGUUACUGGCGCCGAAAGGGUUAACGCUGGAGCUGUCUAUGUCGUUGUUUCGAGUCGAGUUCAGGGAAAGCAGCGGCAAAGCGGAGAUGCUGAGCGGAGGGCUUUUCUAGUCGCCCCUCGGUGUUCAGUGACAUGAGCAGGUUUGCUAAAACACCAAAUUAUGGCAGGGAACCUCAGACGCAACGAGUCUCUAAAUACUCCCGCCGCCGCGUAGAAAAGCCGCAUUGUUGAGCGAAACCCUUGUAACGAGCAGCAAUAAUGCGAGGCGCGGAAAGCAGCGGCAGGUCUGCCGUGAUUGUGCUCUGCCUGCUGGGAUGCGACUUAUGGACGGCGGCCGCCAAAACGCUGCAGGAGAGCAGCGACGCCAAAGAAGUGGCUUUAAAGGUUCACCUGAGCGACGCUAGCACUCAUCAGCCUCUCGUUGGCGUCACCGUGGAGAUCUUCACUAACCACACUCCUGUCGCUUCGGAUAUCUCUGGUGCCGAUGGCAACGCCUACAUCAGGUUUCCUUAUCGCCUUGGCGACCUUCUUGUAGUGACGGCAACCAAGCGUGGCUAUGUACCCAACUCCAUCCCUUGGCGGCCAAACAGGCUUCCUGUCUUCUCAUCUCUCAGUCUGGAUCUGCUUCCUGAGAGGGCUGCUACUCUGAUGGUGUAUGACGACGUGGUGCAGAUUGUCUCUGGAUAUCAAGGUUCAAAGCUGCAGCCAUGGGUGCAGUUCCAGAGAAGAGCACUGAGUCUUCCUUCUAAUGCAACCUACACCAACCUGACCGCCUUCCUCACAGUGAGCAGUUCAACACAAGACACGCAGUACUUCCCUUACCUGCAGGGGCUUCAUCCCAACUACACAGGCAUUGAUCGAAAGUUCGAGCUGACUCCUAUAGCUGCUAUCAGUGUCCAUCUUUUGGGAAGUGAUGGGGCGGAGCUUCAUGUCAGUGAGCCAAUCAGUGUGAGCGUUCCACUUCCUCCAGACAGUGGCUUGAAAGAGAAUGAUCACAUCCCCGCCUGGAGGUUUGACCCUAAACUGGGGGCCUGGUUGAAGAGCAGUCUUGGAUACGUCCAAAGAGAGGGGAAAGAGUUAACCCUUACAUACAUUGCCCCUCAGCUUGGCUAUUGGGUCGCAGCCAUGUCUCCCAUAAACACAGGUCCAGUGGUGGCGAAGGACAUUAGCACGUAUCACACAGUCUUCCUACUGGCCAUACUAGGGGGCAUGGCCCUGAUACUGCUCUUCCUGCUCUGUCUGCUGCUCUACUAUUGCAGGAGGAAGUGUGCCCGCUUGCGACCUGCUCACAGGAAGUUCACUCUAUCCUCCGCUUUAGAUGCCUCUAAACGAGACCAGGCUACUUCCAUGUCCCACCUGAACCUCAUCAGUGAGACCCACCUAGACCACAACGGGGCUGAGCCAGACAUGCACACACCUAUGCUUAAACCCACCCCCUACGACUCCUCCACCAAUGAGCUUGCAGCUUCGCACAGCGAGCUCCAUAGCCGAGGAUCCAACCACUACAAACACUCGGUAGAGAUAUUCCCCCUCAAAUCUGCUUGUUCAAACAAUCCUUCCCAGGGUUAUGAUUCCCCGGCGGGACGGGGAGAGUACCGGCGGAGCUACACGUCCAUUACAACUUCAUCCAUCCAUCCCCUCCACAUGUCCAUCUCGUCCUCGUCCCCCCAUCCAUUGCACCACACCACCUCUGCAGGACGAUUGUCUUUGGAGAGUAAAUCAAGCUUGCGCGAAAACCGUCUCUCUCCUGUUUCGGUCGUGUCCACAAGUCCUGCCGGAUCCCCAGAGCGAGAGCAAGGAAUCGAGCGCCGGCCGGCCGACUACAUGCUGUCCCGCUCUGUAGACCAUCUGGAGCGUCCCGCCCCACUUCCCCGACCUGGAGCCCUGCUCUGCUGCACCUCCGAAUUGCAAGUCAACCAUGGGGAAGAAACCUACCGCAAGGCUCGUCCCACCCUAGUCAUCCCCGCCCACUACAUGCGACUUCCGGGGACACACCCUCUGUCGGGCCAAGCGCUGCUUUUGCAGUCGGAUGAACAGAGUGAAUUGGAAAGCAUUCAGGCGGAACUCAGCGCAUGCCAUCAGCCCCAAGGUCAAGUCCCGCACUCGUGGGGCAAAGGAGAGAAGAAAGGAGUGACGCAAGGGACGGGAGACGACCGUGGCGGAGGAAUUGACGAGUGGACGUUGCAGACGGCGGCUAUUCCCGCUGAUCUCUCCAUCCCCAACUCGCUCAGCCAAGCAGGCCUGGAUGUGGUGCAGAUGAACGGAGAAGAUCAGCUUCUGGCCGAAAAGACUUUGAUGGAGCUCCGGGGAGGAAAGCCGCUCCCUCACCCCAGAGCUUGGUUCGUGUCACUGGACGGUCGCUCCAAUGCGCACAUCCGCCAUUCCUACAUCGACCUGCAGAGGGCAGGAUGCAACAGCAGUUGCGUCGGAAGCAACGAUGCCAGUCUGGACUCAGGGGUUGACAUGAGCGACAUCACACCUGGGCGGCGUGUUCGUGAUAAAGUCGGGGUUAAAACUGAAGCUAGGGCGCAGCCUGCGGUGCCCGUGGUCGAAUAUACACCACUAGUGUUUGUAAAGGACUCAAAUGGUAAUGAGGAGAGCAGCAGCAGCAGCAGCCCAACACCAGUCUGCAGCCCUGAAGAACAGUCUCAAGAGGGUUUUUUGCAGAAAAAAGAAAGGGAAGAGGAAGAGGAAGACGAAGGGACUUUGUCUCCACCUGAGCUUCCUUCUCCACCUCCUCUCCCUGAGCCUGUGGUUGAAAUGGCGGUGGAGACGGAGACAGAUAACGAUGUUUUCAGGACUGAGGAGACUCAAACUCACAUGGGCAGCAGCAGACCAGACAACCUGGUCGUCCCUGAUGAUGGCGGUGAAGACGAGAACAAGAAGAGUCCGUGGCAGAAACGAGAGGAGCGACCACUACUGGCCUUUAACCUAAAAUGACAUGACAUGAAGGAUGGUUUACCAAAAAAAUGAAAAUUCUGUCAUCAUUCACUUCAUCCCAUACCUGUAUGACUGUAUUCUGUGGGACACAAAUGGAAACGUCUUUUUGUCCAUUGACUUUCAUUGUUUGGACAAAAUCAGUAGAAGCGUUCUUCAAAACAUUAUGCUAUCUUGUGCAGGACAUAAAAGACGUCAUACAGGUUUGGAAUGUCAUGAGGGCGAGUACAUGCUGACAGGUCAUUUUUGUUGAACUGUCCCUUAAAGUGCUUCCCCCUGUGGUCCCUAGCUGGACUGUUGAAUGGAGUUGCCUUAUGAGCGCAGGUCUGUGCGUGGCUGUUUGCCUGUGGCAAUGAAAGCCAAGAAAGCCAUAGCACAAAUGAAUAUUGGAGCAGCUCUGCCUCACAACUGGAUGAGGACGAAAAAACUGACGUUUUCAAGCAAAACAAAAGAAAACACCAUUAAAUACCAACAAUCUAAUGCACAACUGCUAUGGCUUUCCAGACAUACACUUUGAGCAAAAAAUAUCGCAAGCCAUUGUAUUGAAGGUGAUACGUUUAAGCUUUAUGAGAUGCUGCUGUUUUUGAGCAAUAGGACAUCUAGUGGCAACCUGUGUACACUGCAACUGCAACUACACCGCUAAGUGUUUCCCGGCACUUAUUUUUGAACAUUUUAUGAGAUGAACAUCUAAAUGGGUAAAAAAACAAACAAAAGAAAAACACAAAACCACUAUAAUGGGAUCUACAGUUUAAAUCGCGCCCAUUUUUUAUUUUAUUGUUAUCAUGCUUUCAUGAAUAGACUACAGCUGAAGAUUUGUAAAACCAAAUAAGUUUACACAAUGCACCAUUUGUUCUUGUUAACCAGUCAUUUUGGCUGUGUCGAGCACAGAUUUUCAAAUGCGUGUUUCUUUCAACUUUAGGAUUACAGUAGGACUUUUGCCAACAUUGCUUCAGAGCAGCAGACCCGAAACUCUAUGCAUUGCUAUAAAUUGAAGGAUUAUGUAGCUUUAGGUGUCUGUUUUUUAUUUUAACCACUGUAUUUUAAUUUGUUAUGAUUUAUGAUUUUUUUUUUUUGAGGUUUGAACUUGCCUUAGCAUGCGAGUGAUGUGGACGGCACAUUCAUACGAGGGCUUCAACCGCACUCACUCACAUAAACACAGCCACCAGCUUUUUUCUCCCAAACUGUUAUUUUUUUGUAUUAAGUGCCUUUCUAGUGAUCAUUUAUAUUUAUGGUUAGGUUUCCUUUUCCUCUCCAUUAUCAGUUAUGAUUCCCCCCGAUCUCACUGUAUGUGUGUUUUUAAAGUUGUAUCUAGAUAAGCAGAGGGGUCCAAGAGUCUGAAACCACACAAAAAUAUUUUAAAUUUAUUUUAGGAAUUUGACAGCAUUGAAACAAUAGUCGAUGUAAAAUAAAUAUAAAUGAUUUGAUUUAAGUGACUAAUAAAAUUUGCACCUCAAGUGCUGCUGCCAUUAAAGCAAAAAGGUAUGACAUAUACAUUUUUCCAUUGAAAGUUUAUUCAAAUUGAUUUCAUCUUAUUGUGUGUGAAAAUAAAUAUAUAUAUACAUAUAUAUGUAAUUUAUAAAAAUAUAUGUAAACAUAAAAAUGUA